AAACUGGUGCAAUCAUCCUUUGUAGAAGAUGACGUUUACCUAAAUAUACUAAAAAUAGUAACAAAUUUAAAAUACAAAUACCUUCGGGGUAUGGGAACGAAAGUGUUACGAAUGACGUCACCCGUUUAUAUUUAUAUUACCGUUUUUAACGUUUUACAAAUUUUUACUUAGAUAAUUGCGGGAAAAGUUUUAUCGAGUGACAUUUUAUUUUUACAAUAAAUAGAUUAGACUAAAGGCAUGGAGUUACGUUCGAGCAGAUCGAGAUCGAGGACUCCCUUCGUUCAGGGCAGCGUCGAAAGGGAAAUGGUCGGUGAAGAUCUAGUUGGAAGUACGACAUUUAGGACUACACGCAGCACGACAAGAGUAAUAACAUCAAAUUACAACAAUCUGACAAAUAACAUUAAGAGUUCCACGCCGGAAAGAUCUAUGAAAACCAGAAGUUCAAAGAGCGAAAAAGUGUCAAGAAAAGCUCGCUAUAAAACGUCCGAUUAUUCUUCGGAAGAAGGAGAAGCGCUGGAAUCGAGUAAGGACUCAACAGGUCGUUUCUUGGAGGAGUCGUCGAGGCGAUCGGAAGAAAGUCAUUCUACCGGUUCCGUGUCGGCCAUCGAUUUCUAUAGGGCGGCUGGGGAUUAUUGGAACAAAUAUCCAAAAACGGAUUAUACCUAUUCGCUACAUUCAAAAGACAGAACGGAACUGGCGCCAGGCGUUCUGGCAAUGCCAAAUAUGUCUCGUCGAUCGUUGCACGGUUCAGACUACUCGAAUGAAUUCCUAAGAUCUCACAAGGAAACUAACACCCAUGAAGAACACAUCGACUUCACUCCCUCGCACAACUACCGAACGGAGGAGGUGACAAGAUUGAAGCAACGCAAUCUGUUCUCGAACAAUAAUCACGACAAGAUGUAUCAGUAUUCAGCGUACACAAAGCGCCAAUCAUUUCGUUCGAGAACUUGGAGCGCUCUUGUGACUGUCGUUACGUGGAUCACAUCAAUUUUUUAUUACACCUUUACAGUACAAAAUUCUAUAUUCAUAUGGUUCGCGAAGAUCUUACACAGAGUCGCGACACGUGUCAUGCUAUGGGACUCGUGGCUGCUAAGGUCCGUCAGGAAGAGCAAUAAAGUAACCUCGCUCAUCAUGCUGUGCGUGAUUCCGCUAUUAGUUUUCGGAGGAUUACACGUACUGCUGAUCAGCGGGUGGUGGUUACUUUCACAAUUCGGUCCGCUACUUUACGAUAAAUACCGGAGCAACGAUACCGUCCCAAGUUCAGUUGAAAAGCUGUCAGUUGUUAGUUCGUUCGACGACAACAUAAUCAGGAAAGACACGGUUUCCGAAUCGCUAAGGGCAGAUAAGCUGUCCUCCGCUCAAAUCCAAGAAAUCGCAAACACAGUUAGAUUAAGUUUAAAUAUGGACGAUUUUUAUAAUGUCGAUAGUCUUGUUCAUAAAAUAGUUUCCAGUCCCAAUAUGCAAAAUGUUAUUAACAACUGCAAGACGAUCGACGACGGCAAGCACAGUGCGCACAUUGUAAGGCAACAGCAGGAAAUAAUCGACACCUUGAGAAUUGAAAUUGACAAGAUCCGUCUCGAGCAGUUGCAGUUGGAGAAAAUAUAUCAUAAGGACAUUUUGGAUGAUAUAACUCGGUUGCGGGUCCAACAUGAUCGAGAUAUGGCGAGUUUAAAUUUGAAACUAAAUCGGUGUUGCCGUAAUUCCGCAAUUUCAAUAGAAGGCCACAUUACGCGAAUUCUGAAAGAGUUUUUCAACGCCCCACGCGAACUUCACAACUACAAAGAUAUUUCGCGAUGGUUACAUUCGACGUUCGUCGCCAAACAAGAUCUAGAGACGCAUUUGGCAAACAUAACCCACAAUUUGCAUUCCGAUUUCGACGCCCUUAUCAAAAAUAACGGCGAGGUGAUCAUGAACGACGUAAUGGCGAAACUGACGUACGAGUUAAGUCGUCGUAUAGAUAGAGGCGUACCGAACGCGAACGUCGCAGUGGAUUCGAUAACCGACGAAUAUGUCAAGGGAAUCGUGCGCGAUUCGUUAGCAGUUUACGAUGCUGAUAAAACGGGCCUUGUGGAUUACGCACUGGAAUCGGCCGGUGGCGAAGUAGUAAACAUAAGGUGCACAGAAGGCUAUAACGUCCGAACGGCCGUAUAUUCCAUAUUUGGAAUUCCAAUUUGGUACCCGACCAACAAUCCACGCACUGCCAUAACCCCAGGCGCCGUUCCCGGCGAGUGUUGGGCGUUUCAGAAUUUCCCCGGAUUUUUGCUCAUAAAACUCAGUGCGAGAGUGAAGAUCGAGGCGUUUUCAAUGGAACAUAUCAGUAAAAUGCUCUCUCCGAAUGGGAAGAUCGAUUCCGCCCCGAAGGAGUUUCACGUCUUCGGACUACAAAAUGCAACCGACCCGGGCGUUUUGAUAGGCGAAUAUUUUUAUGAUGAAAACGGACCGCCGCUGCAAUACUUUGCCGCCGCCAGGAACGGUUUGAGUUUUCCCAUCGUCGAAUUAAAGAUCAUGUCAAAUCACGGCAACCUGAAGUACACCUGCUUGUAUAGAUUUAGAGUUCAUGGCAAACUAGAUUUAGAAACUUGAUCUUUUUUAUUGUUAUAUUAGUCGUCGUAAUGAAACUAUGUCAUGCUAGUCAUUUUAAUUAGGUUGUCGCAAACGGUCCCGGUUAUAAUGUAGUACAAAAGUUUUUUGAACUGUGUUGUCAUCUUGGUUAAGUAAACCUCACAAUACCUCAAAUACUGGAAUUUUAUAAUUUUUGAAUAUAUACACAUUUUAUAACUUCAUCGUGCUGUUCGCUCACUUUUAACUUCGAAUAUAAA
This is a messenger RNA of Photinus pyralis (common eastern firefly), 2819 nucleotides long. It is a transcript of the gene koi, whose product is annotated as SUN domain-containing protein 2. NCBI's taxonomy places the organism in Eukaryota, Metazoa, Arthropoda, Insecta, Coleoptera, Lampyridae. The transcript is spliced from 7 exons. Gene Ontology annotation, molecular function: protein-membrane adaptor activity. Bases 238 to 2583 code for a protein of 781 amino acids. The record is from RefSeq and is a predicted model, not a curated record. Gene Ontology annotation, biological process: nuclear envelope organization. Gene Ontology annotation, cellular component: meiotic nuclear membrane microtubule tethering complex; nuclear envelope.